AUGUCUACAACUCAACCUCAAUCAUCAGGUGUAGCCAAUGUUUUAUCUAUGAUCAUGCCAGCUCAAUCUGCAGCUCCACAGAAUACUGGGCCAUUAGGAGGUCUAGAUUUGAAUUCCUUGUUCUCUAAACUGGUUGCAACUGGCAUUAUACCAAAAUCUAAUCCUGAGAGUACUAGUAAUACUACUACUACUGUGACUACCUCAGUAUCUGUUGAUACUAAUAAACCUAAACCAAAACCAGUAUAUAUACCAAAUGCUGUACCGAAAUUUGAAGAGCCUGAAGAAGAACCAAGGGAAAUGAAAGAACCAUUAUUACCUAUUCCAGACAUCUCUGAUUUUAGAGUUGAUAAAUUGAAAAGGAGAUAUAAAGGUGUUGUACAACGUUUAUAUGAAGGUAUACAAUGUUCAACAUGUGGUAUUAGAUUUGUAAUGGAUGAUACUGAACGAUAUCGUGAACAUCUAGAUUGGCAUUUCCGUCAAAAUAAACGUCAAAAUGACGAGUUUAAUAUGGCUAAGAAUAGACAAUGGCAUUAUGAGAUCGAUGACUGGAUACUUUAUGAGCUUAUUGAAGAGUCAGAAGAAAAAACUCGAUCAUCAGUAUUUGAGAAUGUGGUACCAGGAGGUGAUGGUAAUGCUCUAUCAUUUAAAAUACCUGAAGGCUGUGACUACAUACAAGAACCUCCAGCUCAACAAGAUGCUGAUAAUGUGUGCUGUAUAUGUGGUGAUCCGUUUGAACAGUUCUGGCAUGAAGACAAUGAAGAUUGGCAUUUACGUGAUGCUCUGUUAGUAGACAAUAAAUAUUAUCAUCCAGUUUGUUUUGAAGAUGCUAGAGAUGAAUCUGUUUUGGAACCAACACCAACUCCUACAGAAUCACCAGAAACUAAUCCAUUGUUUAACAGACGAGUCAGUACUGGUCCUGCUGCCAUGUAUACCAAUGUUAUUCCAUCAACUGUCAAACAAGAACCACCAUCAUCUGACUCUACAUCAGCUUCAUCCUCAUCAACUCAUAUAGAAAUCAGACGUGAAAUCAAAACUGAGACAGGGUCAGAGGUCAAAGAUGAAGUUCAAGAGGUCAAAAUUGAGACGCAAUCAAACCCAGAACAACUGUCACAAGAGAAAUCAGAAAUCAAAAUAGAAACUGAGGUCAAAACAGAAGUCAAAACAGAACCAGUCCCAGAAAUAGACACUGGGUUGCAAACAGAGAUAAAAAAUGAACCUGUACCAGAGGUUAAAAAUGAACCAGGACUUGAGGUGAAAACUGAACCAGAAGUUCAAAGUGAAGCUGUUCCAAUGAAAAUGGAAGAAGAGAUGAAGAAAGCUGAUGAAGCUGAGGAAAUGCCAGAGGCUGUGUUAUCAGAAGAGAAACAGGAAGAACCUGAACCUAUGGAGAGUUCUUGA
Molecule: messenger RNA, 1398 nt
Organism: Lottia gigantea (owl limpet)
Lineage: Eukaryota; Metazoa; Mollusca; Gastropoda; Lottiidae
Exons: 8
Coding region: 1-1398 (465 amino acids)
Biological process (GO): termination of RNA polymerase II transcription
Cellular component (GO): cytoplasm; mRNA cleavage factor complex
Molecular function (GO): RNA polymerase II complex binding; mRNA binding
Source: RefSeq, a predicted model, not a curated record